GGCUCAGUCAUCGACGUUGCAUCCUACUUCUUGCGCACCUGACAAUUCACUCAACGAGACGCGCUUGGACUAGACACCAGCGCACACACCUGAGCAGAGUCGUCUCACCGAGCACGGAUGCAGUGUCAGGCUGGAGUGGAGCACAUGUUGAUGAUUUAGCCUUUGUCGCGGCUUGCGGAGAAGAAGAGAAAGCAAGAACAGAGACCUGUUGAAAAGUGGGGUAAAGGGUAAGGGGGGAGAGGAAAGAGAUUGUGGCGGAAGAGCAUCGCGUUAGUGCAGACUUCCAGGUAUUUGGAAAGCUCAGGAACAUUUUGAGGCCGCGUUGUGAAAAUACACAGGGUUGGGGUGGAUAUGAGGAGGGAGUAAGGGAAGAGUUGGGGGUGGGUAGAGAGGAAGGGGCGGUGGUGCAGGGGAGCGCGUGAACUUGCAAAGUCUUCGAGAAACCUAGACACAAGUUGCUGUGGGUUUGUCGGACUCGACCUUCUUCUUCUUAGCCUUCCGAGGUGAAGGCUGGCUCACGUGCUGCGUGGCAAUCAAAUCGAUGGUUUUUGUAAAGAAAUAAAUUCUGAAGGUCCCUAUGAUGAUGAGAGAACAACAUUAGCACUGUCAUUGUAACUAGUAUACCGCUUCUUAACCUUAAAAUGAGGAGAAGGUGAAUUUAGAAGAUCAACAAUAGCUCUGUCUUUUUCUGAUCGCAAUGCUUGCCUAGGUGAACCUUGUGAUCUGGAUGUCCUUGUUUUAGUUUUUGAAUGUCUUCCGAUCGCUUGUAAGAAAGAUUAGUAUGAGUUUCAUGCACUAAUUUGUACUCUUAUAAACUACCAGUCAUACAUAAUGAGAGGUAUUACUUUAGAAAUUCUCUUAGUGGUGUAAUAUUUCAAAGAUGGAGGGCAUCAUCACUCAGAGCAUGUUCACUCAGUAAUGUCUUCAACUUGCAGUGGACCAAUUUUGCACCUGGUGCAUACGCUCAGAAGUCUGCAGGUCUCGCAGAAGAGCAGACCGUUUUGCAUGUCAAGAACGACGUGUAAACAGAAGGGUUCGUUCUAGAUGCAAGGAAAGUCCUCUUAUCAGGAAAGAGGGAUCACUGAGUGCCAUACAGCUGAAUUGUAGUUCGGAUGGUCAAGACUGAUUAUCACAAAUCGAUGCUCUAAGUAGUGGCAAUUUGGUUAAAGGAGGUAGUAUAGGGCUGUACUAGAAGAUCAGUGUAGAGUUGCGUAGUCGCCGGAGGCGCUUUGCAGUUGUAUCGCCAGGUAUGCUGAAGGAAAGGGUGAAAACUAUGCGUAACGGGUCGGAGAUGAGGUUGGAUACGAGUGCUCUACAACAUACAGACCGAUGUAAGGUCUCGAGGCGCCUGCUUGAUCGUGACUUACUUGCGUCUUUCGAUCAGGUGUGUUCCCACGUGAUAGAUCAUGUUUAUGUUGGCAGCGGCACUGUGGCUAGGAGUCGUGAGAUCCUGACGGAGAACCGUAUCACACAUAUACUCAACAGUGCUGGCUUGGCUUGCCCCGAGUAUUUCCCUGAUGAAUUUGUAUACAAGACUCUUUGGCUCAAGGAUAGCCCUUCGGAGGACAUCACGAGCGUCCUGUACAUCGUUUUCGACUUCAUUGAGGCGGUCAGAGAGCAGGGUGGUCGCGUAUUUGUGCACUGUUGCAAAGGAGUGUCCCGGUCCACAUCUUUGGUGAUUGCCUACUUAAUAUGGCUGCAGAAGCGUACAUUUCAAGAUGCAUUCAACUUCGUCAAGGGUGCUCGAGCAGUGACCAAUCCUAACCUCGGAUUUGCUUGUCAGCUGCUGCAAUUUCAGAAACAGUUACAGAAUGCACCUGCUCUGAGUAACAAGCUUCGAGUCUAUCGCAUGGCUCCUCAUUCUGCUCAUGAUCCGCUUCUCUUGGUGCCAAAAAAGGUCACUGGUCCAGACACACUCUCUUUCGACUCUCGAGGCGUUUUCGUAAUCCAUGGACAGUAUAACCUCUAUGUGUGGCAUGGACAAGUUAGUGACGUGCGAAUGGCCAAGGCUGGGCAUGAAUUUGCACUCCAGUUAAUCCGGUAUGAGCACGUGGAGGGUUCUCCUGUGAAUGUCAAUGAGAAUGACGAACCUGCUGAGUUUUGGGAGCUUCUUCGAACUGGCAUUUUCAGUAGAACUAGUAGUGAUGUCUCAACUUCUGGAUCCGAUGCACCUAUUCAACCCCAGAAAUCAGUUGAAGAGUCGUCGAGUGUGAAUUGUUACGUAGUUGAUGGUGACGUGCUUUUGAGGCGUUUACAAGGGUUGUGCCCUGGUGGAAAUGAUACUUCGCGUGCUACUGAUGAAAGGGGAUGUGAAGAGCCUGAUUGUAGAUUCUCUCCUGCGGGGGGCUCUGGCGCUGGUCAACACGAUUGGAACGAUUCUGGCCGAGUUUGCAGGCCAUUGAGGACUCUUUCGAUAUAUGACAAAGAUUUUGAGUUGUUCGAAUCUGCAAAAGAGCUGUCUGAAAAGAAUGAGUCAUCACCUGCGUCGAAGGAUAGCAACGGAUGGAGGCGAUUAAGAGGAAAGUUCUUUUCAGGAGCUGACAAUGUCGGAGCUGCUCCAUCUGCGAAUGAAGGGCUGGCGGCCAGGCAAUAUCUUGAGUAAUUUACUCUGAAGUAUCUGUGAGCAAGGACUUCUAUUACGAUAUGAUUUCAAUGAAUUGCAAUUGCUCUACCGGCUAGCUCCCUCUCGCCGUGGCAUUAUCAUCCCUGUUCCUGCCCAGUUGUACUGCGUUAUGAGACAACUCCACUUUAUUCUCGUGACUAUCUGACCAAGAUGUGUCCUUGACAAAGCUGGCUCUCCUCGGGUCCCUUGUGCUAUCCCAGCAAGUCGAUCUUUUCAAGAGAGCAAUAGCUUUCGUCACAAAGGGUUGUGCCGUGACGAAGGUUGCUUCAUCGAGCUCAGGACCUACAAGAGGUUUUUGAAGCUGUAAUUCAAAAUGAAUCAUCAACUGAAGAGUGAUGGUUACAUUGCUUAAGUGGCUCAGCCCGAGUUUUAAGUCCAAAAUACCAGUGAAGUUAAAUCAGACUAUGGACGUAGCAGGUGAAACCUUUUGACAUGCCAGUGGAUCAUCUCCCCCUAAUGUGAUCAUUCUUUGAAGCACAUCAGUAUAUUCAGAAAUAACCUGAGUUGUUGCUUCCUUGCAUAUUUUCUUCCUCUUU
This is a messenger RNA of Physcomitrium patens, 3159 nucleotides long. The record is from RefSeq and is a predicted model, not a curated record. Lineage: Eukaryota; Viridiplantae; Streptophyta; Bryopsida; Funariales; Funariaceae.